This is a messenger RNA of Micromonas commoda, 381 nucleotides long. RefSeq names its product profilin (gene PRO1). Gene Ontology annotation, molecular function: actin monomer binding. The record is from RefSeq and is a predicted model, not a curated record. The coding region runs from base 1 to 381 and encodes 126 amino acids. NCBI's taxonomy places the organism in Eukaryota, Viridiplantae, Chlorophyta, Mamiellophyceae, Mamiellales, Mamiellaceae. Gene Ontology annotation, cellular component: cell cortex. The transcript has 3 exons.
AUGAGCUGGCAGUCUUACGUCGACGACCACCUUAUCGGGACCGGUCACGUGGUCCAGGGAGCAAUCUGCGGCGUCGACGGCGCCAUCUGGGCCGCCUCCGCCGGGUUCAACGUGUCCCCCGAGGAGGUGCAGAAGAUCGUCGCUGGCUUUGAGGAUCCCUCCGGGCUUCAGGCGGGCGGCAUCUACCUCUGCGGCGAGAAGCACAUGUUCAUCCGCUCGGACGAUCGCUUCGUGGCGGGCAAGAAGGAUAGCAACGGGAUCUUUGCGUGGAAGGCGAACACGUGCGUGGUGAUCGGCACGCACGGCGAGAACAUCCAGGGUAACAACUGCAACACAUGCGUCGGUAACCUCGCCGACUACCUGAUGAACUCCGGUAUGUGA